CCCUGUUUACCAAGCACUUUUUCCGUACACUUUCGCACUAUAAAAUUCGUGAUCUCCCCUGACUUCCAUCACUCGUGGAUUUCCAUUACCAUUUUUUGUUCUGAAAGCACUAGAGAUUCGAGAUCGAUCGAUAAAGAAGUGGGGGAGAAGAAAGGAGAGGAGAGCAGUGAGAGGCUCCAUCGAAGAAGAAGGAGAAGAAAGGAGGGAGCGAUGGCCGCGGUUGCAAAGUUGGUGAUGGAAUCGGUAACGGCGAGGCAGCGGCCGCAGACGAAGAUAGUGUGCACUCUGGGUCCGGCUUCUCGAUCCGUAGAGAUGCUUGAAAAGCUCCUCCGUGCCGGGAUGAACGUCGCCCGAUUCAAUUUCUCCCACGGAUCCCACGACUACCACCAUGAAACCCUCCAAAACCUCCGCACAGCCAUGGAAAACACCGGCAUCCUUUGUGCCGUCAUGCUCGACACCAAGGGACCAGAGAUUAGAACUGGAUUUUUGAAAGAUGGAAAACCUAUUCAUCUUCACGGGGGUCAGGAGAUUACCAUUACUACUGACUACAGCAUUAAAGGCGAUGAAAACAUGAUAUCCGUUAGCUACAAAAAGUUAGCUCAGGACUUGAAGCCAGGUGGUGUAAUAUUGUGCUCCGAUGGUACCAUCACCUUCACUGUGCUAUCCUGUGAUGUAGAGAAGGGCUUGGUUUGUUGCCGCUGCGAGAACUCAGCCAUUCUCGGGGAGCGAAAGAAUGUCAACCUCCCCGGAGUGAUUGUUGAUCUUCCUACACUUACAGAGAAAGACAAGGAAGACAUCUUACAGUGGGGCAUUCCAAACAAGAUUAACAUAAUCGCCUUGUCCUUCGUUCGCAAAGGUUCCGACCUUGUUGAGGUCAGGGAACUUCUUGGAGACCAUGCGAAGCAAAUCAUCUUGAUGUCCAAGGUCGAGAACCAGGAAGGUGUGGCAAAUUUUGAUGAUAUUUUAAGGAACACAGAUGCGUUCAUGGUGGCACGAGGAGAUUUGGGAAUGGAAAUUCCAAUAGAGAAGAUUUUCUAUGCACAAAAAGUAAUGAUAUUUAAGUGCAACAUUCUUGGAAAACCGGUUGUUACUGCAACACAAAUGCUGGAAUCUAUGAUCAAGUCUCCACGCCCCACCCGAGCUGAAGCAACGGAUGUAGCCAAUGCUGUCAUUGACGGUACCGACUGCGUGAUGCUCAGCGGCGAGACGGCCGCCGGUGCAUACCCAGAGCUGGCGGUCAGAACAAUGUCGAAAAUUUGCCUUGAAGCCGAAUCAUACGUGGACUACGGAGCCGCUUUCAAAUUAAUCAUGAAAGGAGCUAAAUUUCCUUUGAGUCCGAUAGAGAGUCUUGCUUCAUCGGCGGUGCGAACGGCCAACUCUGCAAAAGCAUCUCUUAUUAUCGUUCUCACCCGAGGAGGAAGCACAGCGAAGUUGGUGGCAAAGUACAGACCAGCGACACCCAUCCUUUCUGUUGUGGUUCCUGAAUUGAAGACUGAUUUCUUCGAUUGGUGCUGCAGCAAUGAGGCUCCGGCAAUGCACAGCCUUAUUUACAGAGGAUUGAUACCAAUGCUGAGCACUGCGACAGCAAAGGCCUCAACUUCCGAGGCCACUGAUGAAGCUGUUGAGCUUGCCGUCGAACACGCUAAGGCGACGGGUCUCUGCGGGUCUGGUGAUUCCAUUGUUGUGUUAUCUCGAAUUGGAGCUGCAUCGGUGAUUAAGCUUCUGACUGUAAGUUGAGAAUUGGAGAAGUUUUGGCAACAAAUAUACUCUACUUCCAAAUAUUUUGAUAGGAGAUAUAGCAAUGCUUUUAUUUUCAUUUAUUUCGACCUACAGUUUCUAUAAGUUGCCUGGCAACCUAAUAAGCUUUGCUGAUUUGAUAUCAUUUUGAAUUUUUGGUUUUCUUACUUAAACAAAGCUUGUAUCUUUUUCUUA
Messenger RNA from Phalaenopsis equestris, 1932 nucleotides. RefSeq names its product pyruvate kinase, cytosolic isozyme-like. The record is from RefSeq and is a predicted model, not a curated record. The transcript is spliced from 4 exons. Gene Ontology annotation, cellular component: cytoplasm. The coding region runs from base 211 to 1737 and encodes 508 amino acids. NCBI's taxonomy places the organism in Eukaryota, Viridiplantae, Streptophyta, Magnoliopsida, Asparagales, Orchidaceae. Gene Ontology annotation, molecular function: potassium ion binding; magnesium ion binding; pyruvate kinase activity. Gene Ontology annotation, biological process: glycolytic process.